Clonostachys rhizophaga is the source of this 396-nucleotide messenger RNA. The record is from the annotation of a GenBank genome assembly. Lineage: Eukaryota; Fungi; Ascomycota; Sordariomycetes; Hypocreales; Bionectriaceae.
AUGGUUGUAUUGACUGGCCUCCCCAGGAUCCUCAAUCAACUCGUCCUCGUCCUGACCAAAAUGGGAACCGACAAUGGAAAGGGAAUGACACGCAGGCAAUCCGUCGCGUACUUAAAAUGGGUUCUCAAAGAACUUGAGAUGGCCACAAUCUACCCAGAUGGUGGCCUCGUUGAUUCCGAUUUCAUCGACCCAAUAGGGAUACCGCGACCAAAAACCGAGCCUGACCGUAACCGCUUUGGAUACGACAAAUGGGUCUCCUGGGCUGCUGAUGCUAUCUCAGACUGGCCGAGGAACUUGUUCCAGGUGGAGACGGAGGAGGCCAUUUGCUCGAUACGCCCAGCCUCGCUGAAGGAUAUUUUCUCCGCGCGAGAAUCUGGGAAGCUUCGCUAUGGUUGA